UGGCAAAUGUGAGUGUUAUCUGCGUGCCAGGCACUGUUGUGGGCUCUUCCCUUAAUAAACGUUGAAUCCUUAAAGCAAGGCUUGAGAGCUCGUUGGGCCGCCCCGGCCCGCCCGGCCCAUGGCCCAGAACCCCGACGGCAUCUCCUGUGAGCUGCGAGGCGAGAUCACCAGGUUCCUGUGGCCCAAGGAGGUGGAGCUGCUGCUGAAAACCUGGCUGCCUGGGGAGGGUGCUGUGCAAAACCAUGUCCUGGCACUGCUACGAUGGAGAGCCUACCUGCUGCAUACCACCUGCCUCCCGCUGAGGGUGGACUGUACAUUCAGUUACCUGGAGGUCCAGGCCAUGGCACUGCAGGAGACACCCCCUCAGGUCACCUUUGAGCUGGAGUCCCUGCGUGAGCUGGUCCUGGAGUUUCCUGGUGUGGCUGCCCUAGAACAACUGGCCCAGCACGUGGCAGUGGCCAUCAAGAAGGUCUUCCCUUGCUCGACCCUUGGGAAGCUAUUCCGGAGGCCCACACCCGCCUCCAUGCUGGCUCGGCUGGAGAGAAGCAGCCCUUUGGAGUCCACUGACACCUGCAGCCCCUGUGGUGGCUUCUUGGAGACAUAUGAGGCUCUGUGUGACUACAAUGGCUUCCCUUUCCGAGAGGAGAUCCAGUGGGAUGUGGACACCAUCUACCAUCGCCAGGGGUGCCGCCAUUUCAGCCUGGGAGACUUCAGCCACCUCAGCAGUCGGGACCUGGCCUUGAGUGUGGCUGCCCUAUCCUACAACCUGUGGUUCCGGUGCCUCUCCUGUGUGGACAUGAAGCUGAGCCUUGAGGUCUCCGAACAGAUUCUGCACAUGAUGAGCCAGUCAUCCCACCUAGAGGAGCUGGUGCUGGAGACCUGCGGCCUAAGGGGAGACUUUGUCCGACGACUGGCCCAGGUGCUGGCGGGACACUCAAGCUCUGGGCUGCGGGAGCUCAGCCUGGCGGGGAACCUGCUGGAUGACCGAGGCAUGGCUGCACUCAGCAGAUACCUGGAGCGUUGUCCAGGAGCCCUGAGGAGACUCAAUCUCGCCCAGACAGGGUUGACACCGAGAGGAAUGAGGGCUCUGGGCCAGGCACUGGCCACCAAUGCUGCCUUCGACUCCAUUCUGACCCACCUGGACCUUUCCGGGAACCCCGGGGUGCUAGGACCCUCCGAGGACAGUGGGGGCCUCUAUACCUUCCUGAGCCGUCCUAACGCGCUGUCAUUCCUGAACCUCGCAGGCACCGACACCGCCCUGGACAUUCUCUUCACAGCGCUGUCCCGCGGCUGCUGCGCCAGCCUUACCCACCUCGAUGCUUCGAGGAACGUCUUCUCCCGCACGAAGUCCCACGCCCCGCCGGCCGCGCUGCAGCUCUUCCUCAGCCGCUCGGGAACGCUGCGGCACCUGGGCCUGGCGGGCUGCAAGCUGCCGCCCGACGCACUCAGGGCCCUUUUGGAUGGCCUCGCGCUCAACACGCACCUCCGCGACCUGCAUCUGGACCUCAGCGCUUGCGAGCUGCGCUCGGCCGGCGCCCAGGUGAUACAAGACUUAGUGUGCGACGCAGGCGCUGUGAGCUCCCUGGAUCUGGCGGAUAACGGCUUUGGCUCGGACAUGGUGACUCUGGUGCUGGCCAUUGGGAGAAGCCGGUCCCUAAGACACGUGGCGCUUGGAAGGAACUUCAAUGUCCGGUGCAAGGAGACCCUGGACGACGUCCUGCACCGGAUUGUCCAGCUCAUGCAGGACGACGACUGUCCUCUUCAGUCUCUGUCAGUGGCUGAGUCUCGGCUGAAGCUGGGCGCCAGCGUCCUACUCCGGGCCCUGGCCACCAAUCCUAACCUGACCGCGCUGGAUAUUAGCGGCAACGCCGUGGGGGACGCGGGCGCCAAGUUGCUGGCCAAGGCGCUGCGGGUCAACUCGAGGCUCCGGUCUGUGGUCUGGGACCGGAACCACACAUCUGCUCUGGGCCUGCUGGACGUGGCGCAGGCGCUGGAGCAGAACCACACCCUGAAGGCCAUGCCUCUGCCACUGAAUGACUUGGCCCAGGCACAGCGCAGCCGCCCAGAAUUGACAGCACGUGCAGUCCAUCAGAUCCAAGCCUGUCUCUUGAGGAACAACCGUGCAGACCCUGCCUCUUCUGAUCACACGACCCACCUUCAGCCACUCAGUCUGGUCUCAGACCCCUCAGAGCAGGAAGUAAAUGAACUGUGUCAGUCAGUACAGGAGCACGUGGAGCUGCUGGGCUGUGGGGCUGGGCCCCUGGGUGAAGCUGCUGUGCGCCAGGCUGAGGAUGCCAUCCAAAAUGCCAACUUCUCUCUCAGUAUUCUCCCCAUUCUAUAUGAAGCUGGAAGCUCCCCAAGCUAUCACUGGCAGCUUGGACAGAAGUUGGAGGACCUUCUGGGACAUGUGGGCGAGGUCUGCCGCCAGGACAUCCAGGACUUCACUCAGGCCACACUGGACACAGCAAGGAACCUCUGUCCACAGAUGCUACAGGGAUCCAGCUGGAGGGAGCACUUAGAGGGGGUUCUGGCAGGCUCGAGGGGCCUCCCGGAGCUGCUCCCAGAGCAGCUGCUGCAAGAUGCCUUGACUCGGCUCAGGGACAUUCGGCUAUCAAUCACCGGGACCUUGGCAGAGAGCAUUGUGGCUCAGGCUUUGGCAGGCCUGAGUGCAGCCCGGGAUCGACUGGUGGAGAGUCUGGCUCAGCAGGCAAUGGUGACAAUGCCCCCUUCCCUACCGGCUCUGAAUGGAGGUCAACCCAGCCCCCUUGAGCCCGGGGAAUUGGAAGGUCUUUUCUUCUCCAAGGAGGAGAAGGAAGAAAAGGAGGAAGAGAAGGAUGACAGUCUUGCACGGAAAUGGCCUGAGUUCAGCCACAGUCUUCACCUGGUCCCCUUCAUUCACAGUGCUGCUGAGGAAGCAGAGCCGGAGCCCGAGCUGGCGGCUCCGGGAGAAGAUGCGGAGCCGCAGGCGGGGCCGUCUGCGCGCGGCUCUCCGAGCCCUGCCACUCCUGGGCCCCCGGCUGGCCCACUGCCCCGCAUGGACCUGCCAUCCGCGGGGCAGCCCCUACACCAUCCUACCCGGGCCCGGCCGCGGCCGCGCCGCCAGCACCACCACCGUCCGCCGCCGGGGGGCCCCCAGGUGCCCCCAGCCUUGCCGCAGGAAGGGAAUGGGCUCAGUGCCCGCGUGGACGAGGGUGUGGAGGAAUUCUUCUCCAAAAGGCUGAUUCAGCAGGAUCGCCUCUGGGCCCUGGAGGAGGACCCGGCCACUGAGGGGGGCACCACUCCUGUCCCCCGUACACUGCGAAAGAAGCUGGGCACCCUCUUUGCCUUCAAGAAGCCUCGUUCAACACGGGGCCCACGGCCUGAUCUAGAGACCAGCCCUGGGGCAGCUCCCCGAACCCGAAAAACUACAUUUGGUGACCUGCUGCGGCCACCAACCCGUCCCAGCCGUGGUGAGGAACCUGGUGGGGCUGAGGGGGACACCAGCAGCCCUGACCCUGCCCGAAGGAGCCGACCUCGAUACACAAGGGACAACAAGGCCUACUCGAUGAUAUUGUUGCCUGCCGAGGAGGAGGCAAUGCUGGGUGCCAGACCUGACAAGCGGCGGCCCCUGGAGAGGGGAGAAACAGAGUUGGCUCCAUCCUUUGAACAGCGGGUACAAGUGAUGCUGCAGAGGAUAGGCGUCAGCCGCGGCAGCGGGGGUGCCGAAGGCAAGAGGAAACAAAGCAAAGAUGGCGAGAUCAAGAAAGCUGGCUCAGAUGGUGACAUUAUGGACAGUUCCACGGAGGCCCCUCCCAUCUCAAUGAAGUCCCGCACCCACUCUGUGUCUGCUGACCCCUCCUGCAGACCUGGCCCAGGAAGCCAAGGGCCCGAGUCUGCCACUUGGAAGACACUGGGGCAGCAGUUGAAUGCAGAGCUCAGGAGCCGUGGUUGGGGCCAACAGGAUGGUCCAGGCCCUCCUUCCCCUGGUCAGAGCCCAAGUCCCUGCAGAGCCAGCCCCUCCCCAGACAGCCUGGGUCUCCCGGAGGACCCCUGCUUGGGCCCCAGGAAUGAAGAACGGCCCCUGCGUCUGCAGCGCUCCCCCGUCCUCAAACGCAGGCCGAAGCUCGAGGCACCUUCAUCCCUAAGCCUAGGAUCUGGCCUUGGAACCGAGCCUCUGCACCCACAGCCCACAGAGCCCUCCAGCCCUGAGCGGAGCCCACCCUCCCCAGCCACAGACCAAAGAGGCGGCGGUCCCAAUCCCUGAUCCUCUCCUCUCCUGCCGCAUGAGAUUAUUUUAUUAAAAAACUCAAAGGAA
This is a messenger RNA of Callithrix jacchus (white-tufted-ear marmoset), 4294 nucleotides long. NCBI's taxonomy places the organism in Eukaryota, Metazoa, Chordata, Mammalia, Primates, Cebidae. The record is from RefSeq and is a predicted model, not a curated record.